Molecule: messenger RNA, 2244 nt
Organism: Oldenlandia corymbosa var. corymbosa
Lineage: Eukaryota; Viridiplantae; Streptophyta; Magnoliopsida; Gentianales; Rubiaceae
Source: the annotation of a GenBank genome assembly
AUUUGGCCCCCCAAACCCAAAAAUAAAACAAACACUUAUCUAAAAUAUUUUUUGUUCAUCCUCCUCCAAAAUUAGAAGAACAGAACAUCAACUUCCCCAAACUCUCACCUUUCUUUCUCCUUAUCUUUCUCUCUCCCUUUUCUUCUCUCUCUAACCCUUCAACCAGCAAAAUAUACACAUAUCAUUCACUCUCACUCACUCACUGCUGCUAUAAUUAACCUGAAUCGGGUCGCGGAAAGCAGCUGGCUGUUUUAAGAAGGAUUGAUGUAUAUUUGAACUACAACUUCUGCAGCUGGUUUGGUUUCCUGGCAUGAAAUCUGAGGGGGGGCAAAAAAGAUGGUGGUAUUUUUCAGCUCAGGAUUUGGUGGAGGAUGAUGAUGCUUCAAGCCCCCUUCUUCUGCCAACUCUCUAACCUACGAGCAGGAGCUAUAGAGCUUCGCUUUAGCUACCUAGCUAGCUAGCAACCUAGAUUUCCCUACAAACCCAAACCCACGACAAAAAAGGGUUCACUUCACUUCUCUGUGCUGAGAAUUAGAUACCCAAAAAAACAAACAACCCAACCCACAAACUAAUUUCUUUUUAUUCCUUAAUUCUUCCUCCCCUAAAACUUCUUUUUAGUAGUACUGCUUAAAUUUUUUUUAAGUCGGAAGAAGAAGAAGAAGCAGGAAGAAGAUGGAUCAACUCACGGCUCACGGCCGUCCACUUCCACCGCCUUUUCACACCAGAGAUCUUCAGUUACACCAUCAUCAUCAUCAGUUUCAGCAACACCUCCACCAGCAGCAGCAACAACAACAACAGCAGUUUCAUCAGCAACAUAAUCUCAAAACCGAAGACGAAAUAAGCGGAAACAGCACCACCCCACCGCCAAACCACCGCAACCACCAGAAACGAGAUCGGGAAGUAGACAAUGUCGGAAAUUACACUCCCAACAGCGGAGGAAGCGGCGGCGAAGAUAAAGAACCAAUGGGUUCUGGUUCCGGCGGAGGAGGAUCCGGAGAGCAAGAUGAAGUGAGGAGGCGGCCCAGAGGAAGACCCGCAGGGUCGAAAAACAAGCCCAAACCACCCAUCAUCAUAACCCGGGACAGCGCCAACGCGCUGAGAUCUCACGUCAUGGAAAUAGCCAGCGGGUGCGAUAUUCAAGACAGUUUAUCUAAUUUCGCGACCCGGAGACAAAGAGGGAUUUGUAUUCUGAGCGGAAGCGGAACCGUCAAUAAUGUUACCCUCAGGCAACCGGCGGCACCCGGAGCGGUGGUGACUUUACAUGGGAGGUUCGAGAUUUUGUCUCUUUCGGGUUCGUUUCUGCCGCCUCCUGCACCUCCGGCGGCUUCUGGGCUCACCAUUUAUUUGGCCGGCGGACAAGGCCAGGUUGUGGGUGGGAGCGUUGUUGGGCCCCUUUUGGCUGCUGGCCCAGUUGUGAUUAUGGCGGCUUCUUUUGGGAACGCGGCUUAUGAGAGGCUACCGUUGGAAGACGAUGAAUCCGCCGGGAUUGCUCCGCCGGGUGGUGGUUUGGGAUCUCCCGGCAGUGGCGGAGGCGGAGGCGGAGGAGGUGGACAACAAGUACAACAACAGCAGCAGAUGUUGGGUCAGGAUCCGAACUCAAAUCCGUUUCAUGGUGGGAUUCAGCCUCCGAAUCUGUUGAAUUCGGGGCAAUUGCCGGCGGAGGCUUAUUGGGGGAAUGCGGGCCGUCCUCCUCCGUUUUAAACCCAUCAUCAUUGAUUUCGGAAGUUGGGCAUUAAUUAUGAUGAUCAUUUUGCAGCAUUCUUCUUCUCUUUCCUUCUUUCUUUUCUUUCUUACUAGCUGGAGAUCUCUCUGAAGUAGUAGUUUCAUCAGGUUUGUGUUUAUGAAUUAAUUGAUGAUCUCUCUCCCCCCAAAGAUGAUGAAUUGAUGAUGAUAAUGGUGGUGAAGAUGAUUAGAGUGUUUUUAAUAUUUCCUUUUUUGUUUUUGGGUUAACUUUGUUGUAUUGGAAGAGAGGGAUGUACAAAUUAAUCAUGAAUUUUUUGUGGGUUCUCUCUUUAGAGAAUAGUUUGUUCAAGUCUUGUUUUUUUUUUUUGGCUGCUGCUUUCUUUUUGGGGGGGAUAGGAGUACUAAACAAGGAGAGAAGAACUUGCUGCAGAAUCUUCUUCUUGCCCUUUUUCUUUUGUUGUUGUUUCAGUUUCUGGUAACUUGUCUGCUAAUUUUCAUUCACUCGGUUCCUGUUCCUCCCCUAUGAAAGUGGGAAAAUAUAUAUUUUUGUUUCAGUUGGGU